Messenger RNA from Pogona vitticeps (central bearded dragon), 437 nucleotides. NCBI's taxonomy places the organism in Eukaryota, Metazoa, Chordata, Lepidosauria, Squamata, Agamidae. The record is from RefSeq and is a predicted model, not a curated record.
UAGAUUACUUCUGUUUUUGUUUGUCCACAGGCCUGGACUUUGUCCCUGUAGGCCAGAAUGCCAGUUGCCAGGAGUUGGGUAUGUCGGAAGACAUAUGUCACCCCCCGCCGACCCUUUGAGAAAUCUCGCCUCGACCAGGAGCUCAAACUAAUUGGUGAGUAUGGGCUACGGAACAAGCGUGAAGUGUGGCGAGUAAAGUUCACUUUGGCCAAGAUCCGCAAAGCUGCCCGUGAGCUACUCACCCUGGAUGAGAAGGAUCAGCGACGUCUCUUUGAGGGCAAUGCCUUAUUGCGCCGUCUGGUCAGAAUUGGGGUACUGGAUGAGGGCAAGAUGAAACUGGAUUACAUCCUGGGUCUGAAGAUAGAGGAUUUCUUGGAGAGACGUCUCCAGACUCAGGUCUUCAAGCUGGGCCUGGCCAAGUCCAUCCACCAUGCUCG